Messenger RNA from Oryza brachyantha (malo sina), 1372 nucleotides. Its product is annotated as probable protein phosphatase 2C 37. The record is from RefSeq and is a predicted model, not a curated record. Gene Ontology annotation, cellular component: nucleus; cytosol. The transcript is spliced from 4 exons. Gene Ontology annotation, molecular function: cation binding; protein serine/threonine phosphatase activity. Bases 72 to 998 code for a protein of 308 amino acids. NCBI's taxonomy places the organism in Eukaryota, Viridiplantae, Streptophyta, Magnoliopsida, Poales, Poaceae. Gene Ontology annotation, biological process: protein dephosphorylation.
UGCCGCGGCCGUUGGAGCCGGCCGCCGCGGUGUGGCCCGUGGCGUUCGGGUCCGUGUCGCUGGCCGGGCGGAUGCGCGACAUGGAGGACGCCGUCUCGCUCCGCCCGUCCUUCUGCACCUGGGCCGACGGCUCCCCGAUGCACUUCUUUGCCGUCUUCGACGGCCACGGCGGCCCCCAUGUGUCGGCGCUGUGCCGGGAGCAAAUGCACGUGAUCCUGGCGGAGGAGCUGGCGGCGGCGGCGAGGGAGGGGGAGGAGGUGGUGGACGAGGAGAGGGCGUGGCGGGCGGCGCUGUCGCGGAGCUUCUCCCGCGUGGACGCGCUGGCGGCGGUGGCGUGCGCGUGCGGGCGGGCCGCGGUGCCGCCGUGCCGGUGCCCGCUGUCGGGGCAGACGGGCGCCAUCAUCGGCUCCACCGCCGUGGUCGCCCUCCUCGUCCGCGACCGCCUCGUCGUCGCCAACUGCGGCGACUCCCGCGCCGUGCUCUGCCGCGCCGCCGCCGCCGCGCCGCUCCCCCUCUCCUCCGACCACAAGCCGGACCGGCCGGACGAAAAGGCGAGGAUCGAGGCAGCGGGAGGCCGGGUGGUGUACCUCAACGGGCCGAGGGUGCGUGGUAUCCUCGCCAUGUCGCGAGCAUUAGGAGACAGGUACCUGAAGCCAGAAGUGAUAUGUGAGCCAGAUAUCACCAUAACCGAAAGGACCGUCGACGACGAAUGCCUGAUCCUCGCAAGCGACGGGAUGUGGGAUGUGAUCUCGAACGAGACGGCCUGCGAUGUCGCCCGGCAGUGCCUCGAAGACGGGAGGCCGUCGUCCGCAGGCCGUGCUGCAGCUGGGAGUGGCGAAGCUGCUUCCAGCAGCACCGGUGCUCCGGCAGCAGCAGUAGGCCAAGAAUCCGAGCCUCGCUGCUACCGUGCUGCUGCUCUCCUUGCACGCCUUGCCCUCGGCAGGGAGAGUUCAGAUAACAUUAGUGUCGUUGUGAUUGAUCUGCAAGGAAGAGGGUAGGCAGAGAUCAUGGGGAGGUGCAGCCUGGUUUUUCAGAUCACAAUAAUUUGUCAGGCUGCUUCAUUCUCUUUCGGUGUUUAGCCUUUGCUGCUAUCUUCAAUUCUCACAAAAGAAAGCUCCAGUAGUGGUUGUUAGAGCAAGGGAGGAAGGAGUUGUUUCUGAAUUCUGGGUGGUCUCUGAACUCUGAAAUUUUUUUUGUGUUCUUUCCUCUCUUGUUUUCAGUUUUAGCUACUUAGUUCUUUGGCGGGUAUGUUCACUGGGAAGAGUCCAGGAAAAAGAAUGGAUGCAACAUUGCCAUCCAUAGAGAAGAAAAGGAGAGAACAAAAAAGGAAGAAGAAAGUGCAAAUAUGAAAAAUUUCAUGAGACAUUAUGUA